AUGGGAGACUCGACCUGUCUCAUGCAACCCUUUUCUUACGCUUCUGGAAUUCCCAAUGAGGCAUUCGAGGGGAAUCCAAUUCAUGCUCUUGGGCAUUCGGUUUCGUUUGGGAGGUUUAUGACAGAUUCAUUAGCUUGGGAGAAAUGGUCAUCAUUCUCUCAUAAUCGAUAUGUAGAAGAGGCUGAGAGGUAUGCUCAGCCCGGCUCAGUUGCACAGAAGAAGGCUUUUUUUGAGGCACAUUACAAGAAGGUUGCUGCUCAACGAGCCGCGGCUUUGCUUGAACAAGCAAAUGCUGCGGCUGCGAAAUCCAACAAUGCUACUCCACCAAAACCCCAAGUCAUUGCCCCAGAUCCACCAAAGUACAUGAUCUGUGAGCAGGAGCUAAGGGAGAAGGUGAAACAGCGAAAUGGACUCCGUUCGAAAGUUGGAUUGGACAAAUUCGAAAGCAUUGAGAUGGUGAAACUAGCUGAUCUUGUCGCUGAAGAGGAGGCUGAAGACAAACAUAGAGAAGAAGCUGUAUUGGUGGAUACCAGUGGGUAUAACUCAAGCAUUGACCCACAAAGAGAAGAAGGAGCUGUAUUUGUGGAUACCAGUGGGUAUAACUCGAGCAUUGAUAUGGAGAACUGUGAAAAAGUGCAUCCUAUCUCUGAAUUCCCAGUUCCAGGGGAGAACUCUGAUGUAGCUGAAUUCUCAACCCCGAUGCAAGAAACUUAUACCCACAAUGUGGAAACUGUCAUGGAGCUCGAGCACAGUGGCACACUUCAGAUGGAAAAACCUCUUUUACAGGAGAGUCGCAGCUCUGAUCAAGAAGCUUCAUUGGAACAAAACAAAACUCUCUUUUCAUCCAAGUCAUCAUUAAUGUAUCACAAAGCACCUAAGGCACCAAUUUCUCCAUCCAAAACCACAGCUCCUUGUUUUCCAAGAAGGGAAGGCAAUGCCACUCCAUUACACAAAGCUUGUAAGGCCCCAACAUUCCCAUCCAAACUCACAACUCCUUGUUUUCCGAGGAGGGAAAGUAAUGCCACUCCAUUACUGAAAGCACCCAAAGCCCCAGCAUCUCCAUCCAAACCCACACCUUCUUGUUUUCCAGGAAGGGAAGGUGCCAUUCCAUUACACAAAGAACGUAAGGGCCCAACAUCGCCAGCCAAAUCCACAGCUUCUUGUUUUCCGAGAAGGGAAGGUAAUGCCAUUCCAUCACACAAAGCACGUAAUGGCCCAGCAUCUCCAGCCAAACCCACAGCUUCUUGUUUUCCGAGAAGGGAAGGUAAUGCCACUCCAUUACAUAAAAUGCUGUCAUCAGCUUCGGAGGACAAGAAAUCUUCUACACCAAAAUCGCUUCAAAAGUCUGUCAGUUUUACACCCAUCAGAGAGCUCUCUAGAUUUACUUCAACAGUCAUGAGAAAGAUUGAGAACUCAAGAGUUGGUACUAGUUCUUUCAAGACGCCUAAGGAUUGCUCAACUCUUCUAAAGACUCCAACCAUGGUAUCUAAAAAUGAGGUGCACAAUCAUCCUUCAGUAACUCCUUGUUCAGGAAAGAGAAGGGCAAAAACGCCAGGCGAUCCCUCAUCAGUCACUGGAGCGAAAACCUUGGGGCCCAAAUGGCACACAAUCCGUACAGAUUGCUCAAAAAUUUUGAGUGCCUGCAGAAACAAAGCACGAUCUCCAUUUUCAUCUGCCUCCUUCAGCUUAAGAACUGAAGAACGAGCUGCAAGUAGAAAGAAGAAGCUCGAAGAAAAGUUCAAUGCUGAUGAGGCACAACAAGUGCAGGAGAAAGCAGAAAUAGAAAUUAGAAAGUUCCGUCAAAGCCUUUGCUUCAAAGCCAGGCCACUGCCUGAUUUUUAUAAAGAAAGAAAAGCACCACACAAGGAUGAGGUUCUGAAUACUAAUUCACAGACGGUAGCGAAAAAGCAUAGUCCACGAGGCGCAAUCUCUGUACCUCCUCAUGAUCCUUCAUUCAAGAGUAGUGGCUCCAAGCAUGUGCAGAUCCAAGCAAGGAAUAAGGAAACCCCAACUUGCUCACUCAUUACACGAUCCUUAAAGACCGUCCAUGAGAACACAUCUCCAAAUAUUCAGUCCUCCUGAGCUUAAUCCCCUUUACUUUUAGAGAUAGGGUUGAUCACACCUCAUACCAAAAUUGAUUUGCCAGACUACGGAAAUAUGCUUAAAUGUGUAUUGAGCAAAUUCAUACAUGUAUGAAGUGUGUAGUAGACAAAGAUUGCAAAAUCUCUUUAGUUACCUGUAUCAAUAAUUUUUGUUAGUCUAGGACUUUUAUUGGUUAUGGAAGCCAGCGGUCAUGUGGAAUUGCCAUAUUGCCAUCUGGAUA
This is a messenger RNA of Fragaria vesca subsp. vesca, 2323 nucleotides long. RefSeq lists its product as uncharacterized. Lineage: Eukaryota; Viridiplantae; Streptophyta; Magnoliopsida; Rosales; Rosaceae. The record is from RefSeq and is a predicted model, not a curated record. The transcript has 9 exons. Bases 1 to 2082 code for a protein of 693 amino acids.